AUGAAGUUGAAGCUCACUAUGUCCUGGACGGUUGUGCCAGAUUUUACACAUCAUGCCCACUCCGCCUCAUUGUCAGCGGUAGCAGUGAAUAACAGAUAUGUGGUCACUGGGAGCAGAGAUGAGACGAUCCAAAUCUAUGACAUGAAAAAGAAGAUAGAACAUGGGGCACUGCUGCAGCACAAUGGCACGAUAACUUGUUUGGAGUUCUAUGGCACUGCACAUCUACUGAGUGGGGCUGAAGAUGGACUAAUUUGUAUCUGGAACACAAAGAGAUGGGAAUGCCUGAAAUCCAUUAAGGCACAUAAGGGGCACGUGACAUCUCUUUCUAUUCAUCCUUCUGGGAAAUUAGCUUUGUCAGUAGGAACAGAUAAAACAUUAAGAACUUGGAAUCUUGUAGAAGGACGAUCAGCCUUUAUCAAGAACCUGAAGCAAAAUGCCCACAUAAUCAAAUGGUCCCCUGAUGGAGAGAGGUAUGUGACCGUGAUAACAAAUAAAGUGGAUAUCUACAAACUUGACACAGCUUCGAUCACUGGCACUAUCACAACAGAGAAGAGAGUUUCUUCACUUAGAUUUAUUACAGAUUCUAUCCUUGCCAUAGCCGGAGAUGAUGAAAUUAUAAGGUUCUACAGCUGUGACUCUCAAAAAUGCCUAUGUGAAUUUAAAGCUCAUGAAAACAGAAUAAAAGAUAUCUAUAGUUUUGAAAGAGAAGGACAACAUGUUAUUGUUACUGCAUCCAGUGAUGGUUACAUUAAAAUGUGGAAUCUGGAUCUUAAUAAGAUUAAAGAUGUGCCGUCUUUAUUGUGUGAAGUCAAUACCGAAGCUAGGCUGACAUGUCUUGCAGUAUGGCUUGACCAAGCUUCAGAAAUGAAAGAAAAUUCUGAUAAAGCUGCAACAUCAUCUCAAGCAAAUGAAGAUGAAAAAUCAUCAAUAGUCAGGAAAAACAAAGUUUGUUGGACUGAUAAAAGUGAUAAAACAGUAAAAAGAAAGAGAAAAAUUACUCCAGAGAAGCUAAAAUCGGAAGCUCCACUGCAAAAGAAGAAAAAGAAAUGGAAUAGCUCAGCAUGAAGGCAGCUACUUCCUCUCCUGAAUAAAAAGUAAAUGCUGAUGUUGCUGUAGUUUUUAUAAGGAUGUAAACCUCUGACAGGACAUAUACCUCCGAACUGAUCUGUUGUUUAAAAGUAAUGAAUGUUUUUACCCUAAAAAAUUGACUGAUCAUUCUGGGAAGCAGCAAAAGAGAUGGCAACUUUUCCUAAGUGAAUGAGGCAAAAAUAAAUUCAUAAUAUGUAAUGUUUAUAUUUUUCUAUUAACAGUAGCAUACACUUUUUAACUGGCUCUGAAAAAGCCAGCUAAAAUGAUAAAAAUAGCUGCAUCUGUCUCAGUUACGUUUUUGUCUCACUUAAAUGCAUAUUAAAAAUACGUACACUUUUUA
Molecule: messenger RNA, 1429 nt
Organism: Pygoscelis adeliae (Adelie penguin)
Lineage: Eukaryota; Metazoa; Chordata; Aves; Sphenisciformes; Spheniscidae
Gene: PAK1IP1
Product: PAK1 interacting protein 1
Exons: 10
Coding region: 1-1065 (354 amino acids)
Molecular function (GO): protein binding
Source: RefSeq, a predicted model, not a curated record